AUGGCCGGCGUUAUUGCGAGGUUCUUCGGGGCCAGACCACCUGUUUCCCCUCAUUGUUCGCCUAUAUGGCCAACAGCUAUUUCAAGUUUCGAUAGUGGGCAUGUUCUUGUUGAAUUGGAGUAUUUGUCUCUUCGGUCACCUCUCUCUGAGUCGGAACGGGAUUUUGAAUUGUCCCCGUUCGAGACAGUCGUCGCAGUCGCAGCUCGAAGAGGUGAAAUAUUUCGCAUGCGCCCGGAGCCUUCAGCAGUACAAUGGGAGCUCUUCAGCGGGUUCAUGUGCGUCACGGUGGAUAUGAACUUUCAGUCUCGAGAAGUAGGAUAA
This is a messenger RNA of Paracoccidioides lutzii Pb01, 321 nucleotides long. RefSeq lists its product as hypothetical. Bases 1 to 321 code for a protein of 106 amino acids. The record is from RefSeq and is a predicted model, not a curated record. The transcript has a single exon.